AUGUUCUUUUUAAACUUCACAUCAAUUAUUAUCUAUGAAUUCAAGCAUACAUCUCUUGUUGUUGAUACAGUUCCGUCACAACCUCCCACUGCCUUCCAGUUGACUGCAAGCUCUUCUACCAGCAUCACAGCUUCCUGGAAGUUACCACCAGUCUUUGCCAGACAUGGAAACAUUGCAGGGUUUAAAUUGUUUUACAAAAAGAAAAGUUCUAGUGGCUCAGCAACAACCUUGCCAAUCAGCGAUGGAGCAAUAUUAAGUAGAACUGUCAGAGUACUAGAUAAGUACACAGAAUAUGAAUUUCAGGUUUUGGCCUUCACUUCUGAUGGUGAUGGACCAAAAAGUUUAGCGAAAGUGAAAAGAACAAUGGAAGAUGCUCCUUCACAACCUCCAUCUAACUUCAAUGUCACUCCAACCUCCUCUACUGGUGCAAGAGCAUCAUGGCAACUACCACCAGCAAACUCCAGGAAUGGAAUAAUUAAAGGAUUCAAAUUAUUUUACAAAAGGAAAGACUCGUCAGACUCAGGCACCAUUCUUCUUAUCAACAGUGAAUCAAUUUUAAGCAAAAAUGUCAAUGGGCUUUAUAAGUACACAGAGUAUGAAUUUCAAGUGUUGGCUUUUACUUCUGCUGGUGAUGGUGUAAACAGCUCUGUUGUUGUUAAGAGAACAAAAGAAGAUGGUUAGAGAAACUUUUUGGUUUAUCUUCUUAAAACGUCUUGACUUUUUAAUUAAAGGUCAGAUACACUUGCACUUCUCAUACAGUUUUCUGAUUUGGUGUUAAAAGUGAGAAUGUAUAAUUAUGUAAUAUGUGAUUUUAAUAACUAUGAUUUAACACACCGUCAUAUCAGUGAGUCAUGAGUGGUAAGGUAAUUAUUUGAAGAUAACUAACAUAAUGUAAGCAUUCUGAUUGGCCAUCAAAUCAUGACUAUUUACUCAAGAAAUUAUAAGCAUGCAAUUGAAUAUUAACAAUUAUGUUGGCUGUUUUUAUUGGUUGCCUUCCUUCUGGAUUUAGACCUAGAUAGUGUACCCUUAGCUCCGUUGCAAAUUUAUA
Molecule: messenger RNA, 1048 nt
Organism: Pocillopora verrucosa
Lineage: Eukaryota; Metazoa; Cnidaria; Anthozoa; Scleractinia; Pocilloporidae
Source: RefSeq, a predicted model, not a curated record